Bombina bombina (fire-bellied toad) is the source of this 1233-nucleotide messenger RNA. It is a transcript of the gene SAP30BP, whose product is annotated as SAP30 binding protein. Lineage: Eukaryota; Metazoa; Chordata; Amphibia; Anura; Bombinatoridae. Gene Ontology annotation, cellular component: nucleus. Gene Ontology annotation, biological process: regulation of DNA-templated transcription. The record is from RefSeq and is a predicted model, not a curated record. The coding region runs from base 7 to 930 and encodes 307 amino acids. The transcript has 11 exons.
GAGGACAUGGCGGCUAGUAAAAAGAGUGUGCUGUCCUCCUUAGCUGUGUACGUUGGGGAUUCAGAACCUGAGGAAGAGAACGAAGGGGAGCCUGAGGAUGACGACGACGAUGAUGAUGAUAAAGCAGGCUUGGUCUCGAAAGCCUAUGGACAGGAUGACGUCUCCCGGGUGGAGGAGGAUGAGUCUCUUAAAGAGGAUGAGGAGAACAGUCAGCACUCGGGAGAGGAAGACUCAGAGACUGAAAAUCAGGAGACUGAUGACACCAAGGAGCAGUCAGAGCUGGAGAAGAGAGACCCCCAAGAGCUAGUCGCAUCCUUCUCUGAGAGGGUCCGGAACAUGUUGCCAGAUGAAAUAAAAAUCCCCCCAGAACCCCCAGGUCGCUGCUCCAACCACCUGCAGGAAAAAAUUCAGAAGCUGUAUGAGCGGAAGCUGAAAGAGGGAACAGAUAUGAACCACAUCAUUCAGAAGAAAAAGGAGUUCAGGAAUCCCAGUAUCUAUGAGAAGCUCAUCCAGUUCUGCUCUAUUGAUGAACUUGGCACAAAUUACCCCAAGGACAUGUUUGACCCCCACGGCUGGUCUGAAGAUUCUUACUAUGAAUCUCUCGCAAAAGCCCAAAAGAUCGAAAUGGAUAAACUCGAAAAAGCAAAAAAAGAAAGAACUAAGAUAGAGUUUGUUACUGGUACUAAAAAGGGAACAACAACCAGUGCACCAACUAGCACCAUUAGUACCACAACCAAUUCUACCUCAGAUGCACAGAAACGGAAAAGCAAGUGGGACUCUGCUAUUCCCACCACUGCCAUCCCCCAGCCAGCCAUCCUGACCACCACGACCACACUGCCCUCCGUAGUCACAGUAACCACCAGUGCCAGUGGCUCCAAAACUACUGUCAUCUCUGCUGUAGGAACUAUAGUGAAGAAGGCAAAACAGUGAGGGGAGGGUUGUUAAAUGGACUGGACUUGAUGCAGGAAGAGGUGCUGUCAUUGCUACAACGUGUCUUCUGCCAGCCCUGGAAAUCUGCUGUGUUUUCAUUUAUAUCAGGAUUAUUUUGGGCAUCUACCACUGCCUGAAAAUUGUCAUAGCUGUAAUAUAACUGGACUUUAAUGACAAUUGUUCUUGGACUCUCCAGCACUUGGGGAGAGGGUAUUUUAUAAGGGGUUUAUUUGAACAUUCGUUCAACCCAAAAAAAUAAGUGUUUUCUUUUUUAAUCUGUUAAUUAAAUUUUUUUUUCUUUUU